Molecule: messenger RNA, 906 nt
Organism: Penaeus vannamei (Pacific white shrimp)
Lineage: Eukaryota; Metazoa; Arthropoda; Malacostraca; Decapoda; Penaeidae
Source: RefSeq, a predicted model, not a curated record
AUGUCCCUCAAGAACAAAUUUAUUACGUGCUGCCAAGCCUACACGCAACCGAUCCCUGCAAUCGCCGCCGACUCCUUUCUGAUUCCUCUCCGCGACGCGAAGUCCACAAGAACGCCGCCGCCCAGAAGGUAUAUCCUACGAGACGCCGCCCCCACAGAAGGAUAUCUAGAGAGCCCAGAGAUAUCCUACGACGACGCCGCCACCUCCCCAGAGGAUAUCCUACGAGACGAGCCGCCGCCCAGAAGGAUAUCCUCAGCGCCGGCACUCAGAAGGAUAUCCUCGAGACGCGCGGGGAACCCACCCAGAAGGAUAUCCUACGAGACGCCGGCCCAGAAGGAUAUCCUACGAGACGCCGCCACCCGAAGGAUAAUCCUACGGACGCCGCCGCCCAGAAGGAUAUCCUACGAGACGCGCCACCAGAAGGAUAUCCUACGAGACGCCGCCGCCCAGAAGGAUAUCCCGAGACGCCGCCGCCCAGAAGGAAUAUCCUACGAGACGCCGCCGCCCAGAAGGAUAUCCUACGAGACGCGCCGCCCAGAAGGAUAUCCUACGCCGGCCACUCUACGGAGACGCCGCCACCAGAAGGAUAUCCUCCGCCACCAGAAGGAUAUCCUACGAGACGCCGACCCAGAAGAUAUCCUACGAGACGCCGCCCCCCAGAAGGAUAUCCUAACGAGACGCGGCAGGACAUCCUACGCGAGACGCCGCCACUCAGAAGGAUAUCCUACGAGACGCCGCCACCCAGAAGGAUAUCCUACGAGACGCCGCCACCCAGAAGGAUAUCUUUCGCGGGGGUCGUCAUCCAAUCUUGAGAAGAUGUCCGGCGCCAAGUUGGUGAAUCGAAUUGCUAUCUUGCUCAAAUACAACACAGACGAACACCAGAGAUUCCCAAAUGAAUCUCUUUAA